Corticium candelabrum is the source of this 5562-nucleotide messenger RNA. RefSeq names its product rho guanine nucleotide exchange factor 17-like. Bases 55 to 5190 code for a protein of 1711 amino acids. Lineage: Eukaryota; Metazoa; Porifera; Homoscleromorpha; Homosclerophorida; Plakinidae. The transcript is spliced from 19 exons. Gene Ontology annotation, biological process: intracellular signal transduction; actin cytoskeleton organization. Gene Ontology annotation, molecular function: guanyl-nucleotide exchange factor activity; protein binding. The record is from RefSeq and is a predicted model, not a curated record.
GUGCUUUGCGUUCACACCCACCAUGCUCUCUCCGCUCGCUCUCGAGCAACACUGAUGGAGUCGUCGGAUCGCAAGCAGACGUACGUGGCGGCAACGACGUUCAAAUUGAAGCCACGUCGCUCCACUUCGACGCCGGAUCGUCGCCGCGAUGAGAGCGAGCGGGUAGCGUUUCGACGGUAUCGCUCGUCGUCCGUCAUGUUGGAGAACGCCGGACGGUCGGUUGGAGUGCGGACGACGACACCCGGUGUGCGUGCGAGGGGCACCCAUGUGAGUAGUGUUUCCAUUUCACUUGGAAGGGGAACAACAGGGAGGGCUACGUCAGAACCGCGAGAUGGUGGCUCGUCUUACAGUGCGGAACCUGUGGCAAAUUAUCGGCUCGUAUCAGGACAAAUAGCGAGCAAACAUUUGGAGAACGUCGCUGCGUCAAACGACGUGGUGAAAAUCGACAAACUGGAGGUGGGGUCAGUCGUGAAAGAGCCAAAUAGAGUCAACAAACAACGAGCCGACGACGGAGAUGGUCGAUGCGGUUUCGACGACUCUGAAGCGAUUGUUGACGAGGAAGCGGGACGUCCCGCUGCGUUUCAGCGCACUGUUGUCGUUUCUCGAAAACGAGUCGACGUCGAUAUAUCGAGCGGUGACCUCCGACGGACCGUCAGCGAGUCGAAUGUCGGUCUGACUGCCACAAUGGCGAGCGGUUCGUCUCCUGAAGACGAGGAUGAAAGCGAAUUUCGUCGUCGGGACGUGCGUAGCGACAUUGUGGUGUCGUCGGGUGAAUCGCAAACUAGCUGUCGUUGUGUGAAUGAAAGUUGUGAGAGUGUGGUUGUGCGGAGUGAAUGUGGUGAUGAGGAAUCCCCGGAUAUUGACGAUAGUGUGUUGGGCAAGCGUCGGUCUUCCAGUUCUAAUUAUGACGUCAUCUCGAAUUUGUGUGAGGACACCGGGUUUGGUGAAGAGAUGAUGCAUACGUAUCAUACACUAGAGGCAGCAUUACUGAAUGAGAAAGGAUCCGGAGUGAACGAUAACGAGAAAGGUAUUGGUGAUAUAGUGACAAGACUUGAUCAGAAAACAGACGAGUUUGCAGUGGCUGUGCCAUCGGUACCCGUUUCAGAUGUCGACGACUCUGAUCGAGAUGGCAUGCACAGACUUGGCUCUGCAAAUCAAAAUGCUCCUGAUGUGCAUCUCUAUAACGACCAGAAAGGACGACUGCAUGUUGUUGUCGACGCCAGUAAGUUUUCAUCGACUCUCUCACCGAAUAUAGUGUCAGGGAUGAAAGCAACUGUCGGCAAUGCAAAUGAUGUUGACAUGCUAAAUGACGAAGAGAUGUCCGACCUGACACACGUUAUGUUACGUCGCCGAUCGUCUAUGUAUCAAGCGAUGGAAAACUCUGUGAUGCCGAAAGCUCGUAGAGCCGCUCUACAAAAUCGUGAGAAACAGAAGACUGCAGAAGAGCAAUGUGGUAGUCCACAGUUGAUGCCGUUGAUGUUUCCUAAACGACUCCAGCAGAUACGACGGACUCAGUCGGUUGAAUUUCUUCCUCUAAACUCCCGAGACGCUCGACAGUUGUCUCCCUUUCUUCACUUGAGAUCGAGGAGUGAUCGACGUCAUCGUCGACCGCUUAGUGCCAUCCACAGUGCCGAUGAAGUGGAUAGUCUUGCUCUCACACUCAAUGAGAAACCGACUGCCAUUUACCCUCAGGUUUACAUUAACGACUUUAACAAUAGUCAGCAGAAAUCAUUGACGAUUACCAUACCCGGAGGAGCCACGGUCACACUGCGGCCGCCUGUGAAAUCAAAAGACGACAUGACAGAUGACGACAUGCGGCAGCACGUGCUGGUGAACUUGAUCGAGACUGAGGUGUCGUACGUUCGUUCGCUACAGACACUCAUCAAGGUCUAUUUCGAGCCCCUCAAGAGACCACGAACACCUACACUCAUCGAUGCAAGUCUUGUCGACGAGAUAUUCUACCAGAUACCGAAUCUGCAGUCGUGCCACGAGCUCUUCCUUCGCCAGUUGAUGGACAGAGUGUCCGAGUGGCAUAAUCAACAGAAAAUUGGUGACAUCUUUGUCAACCAGUUUUCUAAGUGUAUGCUGUCAGAUGCGUAUGCUGCCUUUAUCAAUCACUACCUUCAGGCUAAGGAGGCGGUCAGGACUGCGGCUAUUCAGCGACCUGCUUUCUCAAAAUUCUUGGAGCUAUGUAGUCGAGAGCACUCAGACAAGCUGACGUUGAACGACCUCCUCAUUCAGCCAGUACAGAGAAUUCCAAGAUACGUCUUGUUGCUCAAGGAUAUGCUGAAGCACACGUCACACGACCAUCCCGAUCACAACCAUCUUCUCUCCGCAAUCAGCGAGCUAACAACGUUGGCCGAAAAGAUGGAUCAAGGCGAGUGGGAAGCCGCUGAAGCAGAGAAACUCAGAGAACUCGAGGCGACAUUCGAAGGCCACGUGUCGUUUGCUGCGCCAAAACGUUACGUUCUCUGUCAGGACAAGGUUCAGCAAGUGAUGGAGGAUGAACAAGUGAAGGACCGUCUGUUGGUCAUGCUUUCCGAUUUUGUCAUCUGUGCCGCCAUUCGACGUCCACGGAGUUCGACGUUCAAGCGACGUGGCUCGGCAAGAUUUUCGUUGGCUUUAUUGCCGUCUACAAGUAUGUAUGAAAUCAAGCACAAACUUUUGUGGAAGGCAACGUUUAGUGAUGUUAUUCUCGUGAAGUCUCUUGAGGCAUUGGUUCCGACUCCAUACACAUCGUUGAUAUUGCCGCCUUCGUUGACGGCGAGUGUGAAUAGACGUACGAGUUUUGGGGAGAAGACGACGGUUGAGAAGCUUCAGCACGACUCGGCGUGCCUGCAGCAGAUUGCUGGCCUCGUCAAGCAGCUCUACAUUCAUCACGCUCAACUCGACGUGGCGAUCCGUGAGCUGGACACGGACGUAAAAGAGCAAAUCGAGAUCCAGAAGCAAACGGAGCUGCAACUGUCACUCGUCAAAGCGAGACUCGGCGUCAUCCUACACAACAACAACGGAGACCCGAUGACGUACACUUUUCAGUUCGCAUCCGAGCAGCGAAAGAAAGAGUGGAUCGACGAGUUCGAGGAAGCAAAGAAAAAAUUUUUUGCUGCCGAGGACUCAAACGUCACGUGGAAUCCGCCUGCGACAACCGCGUCGUACCUGAGUAACUUUGAUAAGGCGAGAGCUAAUUCGGAACACGAGUUAUUCAUUCCCCCCGAACCGCAGUUCUACAAGCCGAUCCCGCUGAUGAAGACACGAAGUGGAAUGCGAAUUUCGUGUGCGGCAACGAGCAUCAGUCCUGCUUUGUCACAUCACGGCAGCCUUGGCAGUGGCAACCUGUGGAUCUGUGCGAGCGACGGCUGCGUGGGUCAAGUCGGUAUCGUAACCGUUGACGGGGCAGCACCACACGAGAUGGUCUGCAUAACCGUGUGUGCGUGUCAGAUCACAUGCAUCGUUCCCGUUCCCGACAUGACGAAUGAACGUGAACGACGUGAGAGCACAAUCGGGAUAUUGAGACAGACAGCAAAUAAAGAGCCAGUGCAACGAUCGUUCAGUAACUCGUCGGACGUCGUCCGGGAACGAUCCCGAGCGUCGGCGCUCAUCAAACGGAGUCACAGUUUCGGCGAUCGUGCGAGGAGCUCGUCGCAGCCGACACUCACCAUGGGAGUGAACACCGAGAAUCACUCGUUACGAUUCUUCUCCUUAUCGUCUGCUUCAUCCAUGAGACUCUACUCUCAUCGUCAGGGGGACACGAACCAGUUGCUAGAGCAUCUGUCCAGCCUUCCAGGCCCUGAAUCGGAAGCUUGUUUGUAUCCAGAAUCGAACGUGAGUGACCUCCGAAGUCAAUCGUCGGUUGAUAUUUCCACGAUUCGUGAGUCUUUGGGCAUUCAGCAGGCAGAGAUGGCACCACCGGAUUCGUCGCCCGUUUCGUCGUUGAGCAGCACAAGUUCAACACCGUCGAAUAGCCCGGCAACGGCUCUAGGACACGGUCGAUUGGUGCGAGGUGGCUCGCCUGUUGAUGGACGCUGCAUGCAUACGGAGAUACCCGAGGAAGGCGAGUCGCACGUUUCUAGUUCGUUGAGUUCCGAUCUCUGCUGUCUUAAAGUCCCAACGAUGUGGCUGGGAACGGAAGAGGGCUCAGUUUUGGUGUAUCAUGCGAGCGACAGCAUUCGAGUACGACAGAAGAGGACAAAGAUCGAGUUUGGGAGUCCGGUGGUCACGAUGAGCUACUUGAAAAAUCGCGUUUUCGUCUCUCUGAAGAAUGGAGUCGUUUAUGCAGUGAGUCGAGCUGAUGAUGGCUGCUGGGAUAUUCAGAGUAGAGAGCAGGUGCUCGUCGGGAGCGGGGACGUGCCGAUCACGUGCAUGAAAUCGGUCUUGGACUACAUGUGGUGCAGCAGUCGAAACGUUGUUCACAUCGUGUCGCCGCUCUCACUGCAAACAGAGAGACACUUUCAAGCUCAUAAUGAUCAAUCUAAGACGGUGACACACAUAUCUGCAGCUGGACUAACCGCAUGGAUAGCGUUUGAAAAGAGUCCCGAAGUCAAACUCUUCAAUGCCGUGACUCUCCAGGUAUUAGCCGUCGUUGACGUUCGAUCCGAAGUGAAGAGAAUAUUACAAGGCUCUAACGGCAUCGUCCGUCAACACAAGAUCUCACAACUUCGCGUAACAUGUUUACAGCCAUGCGAAGGCCUGUUGUGGAUCGGAACGAGCGCUGGAGCGAUGCUAACAAUGCGGAUGCCCGUGAUCGAGGAAGACACGUCGUCCGUACUCGAUCUCCCGACUCUCUCCAGUUCGUAUCUCGGCCACAGUGGCGUUGUUCGCUUCGUGACCGCCCUAAGGAAACAAACGGCCGUCGACGACGAACACGCCGACUCCGACUUUGUACGUUCACUCGCCGAUCGUGGCUCAACUGACAGCCUUCCACAAUCCGUAUCACACACGAGACUCUCCCGAAUGAAGAAAGACACCACAGACGAGUUUCUGUCCGCGAAUCGUCGUAUGCACAAUCGUACGUCAUCCGACGUAUCGACUAUCAGUGAUUGUACAAUUUUCUCAGAGUCCGAGCCUCCUGCUGAGUCUCAGAUUAUUGUGGUGAGUGGCGGAGACGGAUUCGAAGACUUCCGUACGAGCGCUGACGAUCAGGUGGUCGGCAGAGACGACAGCACGAGUCAUAUAUUGACUUGGCUCGUCUAGUACGUCGACCGGUGAAUUAGAUGUAUCUAGUGUUGAACAGAUGUAAGAGAAAGAGGUACAACAACGUUUCUAUAUGAACAUUCUAGAGGUAAUUGGCGUGUAUUGUGGAGCCGAGACGACACACUGGAAACGAUUGGAUCCAAUUCUAUUGGCUUGCUCUCGUGUGAUUGGUCGGUCAAGUCGGCAAGACGUUGAUUUGUACUUUGGAUGUCUCGAGUCACACUGAGGUCUCUGUGCUCCAAGUUCGAUCAGACUUUCAGAAGUAUAGAUAACAGAACGCUUGAAGCUCGACGGUUUAUUACAAAGUAGAUGCAUGGCCAUCGUCAUGGAGUAUUUGUGAAUAUAUCAAUUUGAUGGAUUACUUCGUUAAAC